This is a messenger RNA of Elgaria multicarinata webbii, 1368 nucleotides long. RefSeq names its product KLF transcription factor 16 (gene KLF16). Gene Ontology annotation, molecular function: DNA-binding transcription factor activity, RNA polymerase II-specific; RNA polymerase II cis-regulatory region sequence-specific DNA binding. Bases 1 to 627 code for a protein of 208 amino acids. NCBI's taxonomy places the organism in Eukaryota, Metazoa, Chordata, Lepidosauria, Squamata, Anguidae. The transcript is spliced from 2 exons. The record is from RefSeq and is a predicted model, not a curated record. Gene Ontology annotation, biological process: regulation of transcription by RNA polymerase II.
AUGUCGGGCUUGGACUACCUGGCGGCCGAGUGCCUGGUGUCCAUCUCCAGCGGGGCCCUGAUCCACCCGGCCUCCGCUGGGGCGCAGCGCGGGGGCCGGCCCGGCUCGGGGCUGUCCGACGGCGAGAGCUCCUCCUCGGUGGCCGGCGAGGGCGACUCGGAAAGCGGCUUCGCGCUCCUCCCGCAGGAGCCUCCCCCAAGAGCCGCCGCCGCCGCCGCCGCCGCGGCCAAAAGGCACCGGUGCCCUUUCCAAGGCUGCGGGAAGGUCUACGGCAAAUCCUCGCAUCUGAAGGCGCAUCUCCGGACGCACACGGGCGAGCGCCCGUUUCCCUGCAGCUGGCCCGGCUGCCAGAAGAGGUUCGCGCGCUCCGACGAGCUGGCCCGCCACUUCCGCACCCACACCGGCGAGAAGCGCUUUGCCUGCCCGCUCUGCGAGAAGCGCUUCAUGCGAAGCGACCACCUGACCAAGCACGCUCGGCGCCACCCUGCCUUCCAGCCGGGGAUGGUGCGGCGGCCGGACUGCCACAGUGCCUCCCCCAGUGACUCUGCCACCAGCAGCUUGGCUGGAAGCCCCACCCCGGACAGCCCCACUCCGGAUAGCCCUGCCCCCUUGAAUGGGUGUCCGUGAGGGUGGGCUGGUUGUCCUUCUCAGAACUGUGCAGGCCAGACCCAAAGAGGGCCCUCCGGCACCGCUCCGAAGUCCGUCAUUGACUUGUGCGCAGCCUGUCUCUUCCAAGAAGCAGACCCCUUCUCAUGGCUUUCAUUUAAGCAUUGUUCCUUGCCUGCUUCUGAGUUGACCCUCUCCCCCGAAGGCAGGCUCCAACGGGAUCCCAUCACUCGUUGCAGGAAGCCGGUGUGCGAAACCUCAGUCCCAGGGCUCGAACCUUCCCUGGGGUCCCCAUCCCACAACAACUCAAAAAGAAACAGAUUUAUUGUGUCUUAGCGAAUGGCCAUUAUACACCAACAGAGUCAAACACUAUACAGUUUAAAAGUCCGCCAACAAAACCAUUAAGCGUUGGCUAGUUCUGGCACGUAUUUGUAGAGCCGUGACACGGAAUUCGGACGUUCUAAAAGAUGCAAACUUCUCAGCGUCAGACAAUAGGAAACAAGCCUUAAAAAGCGGGUGGCCUUCCCUUGAACGAUCUUAACAACGGAUGAAUGUAUUUGGUUGUGAGAUUAUUAUAAAUAGAGCAUUUUAGCCGUACAUGAAUAGUAUCUUCAAUUGAUGCAAAAUUGCAAUUGCAUACUCCAUCCUUCUUAGGACCCCCUUUGUGCUGAUCCACCCAGUCUGCCAAUGGUAGGGUGACCCUAUGAAAAGGAGGACAGGACAGGGCUUCUGUAUCUGUAACAGUAGGGUGACCCUAUGAAA